AUGGCGGGCGGCAACGAGCAGACCGGCGCAGCUGUGGCUGAAAGCGCGGCACCAACGAGGACUCGGGCAGAGUCGCCAGGUGCCCAGGAAGGGAACCCGGGAUACAUACCUAGACCAAAGCGCAUUGCCUGCGUUGUUUGCAGGAAGAGAAAGCUUCGAUGCGACGGGGCAAAACCGAGCUGUGGGAAUUGUUCACGGCUGGGCCAUGACUGUGCUUAUAACGAAGUCAGGAAGAAGAGCGGUCCAAAGAGAGGAUAUGUCAAGCACUUGGAAGCCAGACUAGCGCAGGUCGAGACUCUGUUGAAGGGAGUCGAUACCGCGGAGUCAAGUCGACCAUCGCCGCCUACGAGAGCCUUUGAUAGCCAGAAUGCGCCGUUUCAGGGACGACCGAACAUGUUUCCCAUCCGUACUGCAGUUCCAAAGUCCGUCGAAGCAGACCCAAAUCUAUCCCUCGAUGGUAUGGAUAUGUUUGGAGAUAUGGGAGAUAUCCUACCCCCACCAGCUACUCUUCCAACUUCGAACAGUGCUUCUUCGAGAGAAUUCUCGUGGGAAAUGAUCGGCUUAGGGUUGGAGGAACCCUUACCGAGUCAAGAGGUUAUCGAUGAAUUGGACGAAAUAUAUUUUGAAAAGAUACACCCGUCCUCUCCCAUGAUACAUAAACCGCGCUAUUAUGCAGCAAUGAAUCUGGCACCUUCAAUGCGCCCACCGAUAUGUCUGCGGUACAUCAUGUGGGCGCAUGCGGCCGCUGCUACAGACAAAUAUGCAGACAUACAUACCCAUUUCUACGCCCGCGCUCGCAAGUACGCCGAACUAGAUCAGAUGAAAGGUCUAGGUGAGAACAUUAUAUCGGUAGCACAUGCACAAUGCUGGCUAUUGAUCGGGUGUUAUGAGUUUAAAAUGAUGUAUUUCCCCAGGGCGUGGAUGAGUACUGGUUCGGGGAUGCGGCUCUGUUUGAUGUUGGGCCUUAACCGUCAGGAUGCUCGUGGUCUAGAUGUUAAACAGGCCUUACCGCCGGCCAGAGACUGGACAGAGCGCGAGGAGAGGAGGCGGACCUUCUGGGCUGCUUUCUGUCAGGAUAGAUAUGCCUCGGCUGGUACAGGCUGGCCGAUGAGUGUGGAUGAGAGAGAUAUUUUGACAAAUCUCCCUGCAUCUGAAGAAGCAUUUGUCAACUCCGUGGAGCAGCCGACUUCAUCCCUCGCAGAGACUAUAUCCGGUCAAGAAACAAGUUCAUUAUCCCCGUAUGCAGCUACGGUACUGCUAGCAUGCAUGUUUGGCCGUAAUCUACACCAUCUUCACCGUGUCACCACUAAUGACAGGGAUCACGAUCUAAACGGCGAAUUCUGGAAACGCCAUCGUGCCCUCGACAACAUCCUACUUCACACAUCUCUCUCACUACCUAACCACCUCCGUCUACCAGAAGGCAUCAACAACUCCGAAAUCGUCUUUGGCAACAUGUGUAUCCAUGCCUCGACUAUAUGUCUUCACCAGGCUGCGAUUUAUAAGGCGGAAAAGCACAGCAUGCCUGGUCAGAUAUCCACAGAGAGUAAACGACGCUGUAUCAUCGCAGCGGAUCAAAUCACUCACAUAAUGAAAAUGGUCUCUCAUAUGGACUUAGCAAAGAUGAACCCUUUCCUUGUGUUUUGUCUAUAUGUUGCUGCUAGAGUCUUCGUCCAGUACCUCAAGUCUAGGCCCCAAGACCAAGCCGUUAGAUCUUCUCUCCAGUUCUUACUCUCGGCUAUGAACGCGCUUAAGAGAAAGAUCCCUCUGGCAGAGUCAUUCCUCGUCCAGCUAGAUGUAGAUCUGGAAGGGAGUGGGCUGAUGACAGAUGAUGGAGUGUCGAGAUUCUCAUACAGCAGUGUACACAGAUCCCCAGAGGACGAUGCUAGGCAGGCUGCCCUCCGUGCAGUGCGUUCUCAGUUUGAAAAAUGCGCUAUCGGCAUCAUCGAUAUUGCCCUUUUGGACAAGCAAAACCAGGAUCCAAAAACAUCUUCAAAGUCACCAGCAACAACCUCAUCAUCAGAUCCCCCAGGCGUAUCCAGUCAAGGGCAUCCUAAACCUAGGGGGCAACAAUUCCCUGCCCAAUCUCAAGUCUAUGGUUUAGGGAUGCCUGGAAAUAUACCCAAUAUAGGAAUACCCCAGGCACACGAUGACCAUUUCAGAUUCAUGGACUUCGAGAUAGAUGCUUCGGCUGGUGGUACCAGUACCGGAGGAAGCGAGCGCCAUCCCUCGUGCUCGGAUAAUCCCAGUCCAAACACAAAUAAAACCUCCUCAAACAGCUCGUUCUCACCAGCGCAUCUCGAUCAACCCUCCCCAAAUCAAGGUGGAAUGCAUAAUCAGAAGCCUCUUCCCCAGCAUCUUCCAUCUUCAUUGCCCUACACUACCAACAGCGCAUUUGGAGCUUCGAUGCAAAAUCCAAAUAAAACUAAUACUACACCUCUCCCACGGGAUUUCGCGGUAACCGCGUCCGAGGCUCAGUUCCAACAGGAGCUUUUCAACUUACCCGAAGGGUGGGAUUUUAUGCAACAACAGCAACAAUCCCAACCCAAUGAACCAGAUUUGAUACCCCCUACCCCUACAUCAUCAACCAUGGAAGCAGUUUUAUCUUCACUUGAAGAUAUACCAUGGUCUCAUUCUCCUGAAACCUUUAAUACUAACCAAUGGAGCCGAUAA
This is a messenger RNA of Trichophyton verrucosum HKI 0517, 2670 nucleotides long. Its product is annotated as C6 transcription factor Prf, putative. Lineage: Eukaryota; Fungi; Ascomycota; Eurotiomycetes; Onygenales; Arthrodermataceae. Gene Ontology annotation, cellular component: nucleus. The coding region runs from base 1 to 2670 and encodes 889 amino acids. The transcript has 6 exons. Gene Ontology annotation, biological process: DNA-templated transcription; regulation of DNA-templated transcription. The record is from RefSeq and is a predicted model, not a curated record. Gene Ontology annotation, molecular function: zinc ion binding; DNA-binding transcription factor activity, RNA polymerase II-specific; DNA binding.